AUGCUUCCAUCGAGCUUCUCGUCCCCCACUGCCGGUAGUGGCGAUAACACUGAUGACGCGACAAGCACACACAUGCACGUACAUACGGUGGUCAUCAACCUCGACGACGCAGACCGCAUCGCUGCAGGUGCCAAUGUGGGGAUGGUGAACGUCUUAUCUGCCGUUCCAGCGACGGUAUCAGCCGUGAUGACCGCAGCGAUGGAUCUAUCUGACUUGCCAGGACUGGUCGACCUGGUCAGUGACACAACACCUGCCAACAACGCCGCACGCGAGUGGAAUGCACGCAGUUGUUCCCCCUUUGCCCCAGAGGAAGUAAUUUCCACCUUUGACAUCGUGCAGCCACCGCCACCCUCUCCAUUAACUGCCACCGCUUUCACCAGCGGUGGUGGGACUGAGUGGGCGGACACAACUGCGAGCGCGUCCCCGCCACUGUCGGCGCCAGAGGUAAAGGAGUGCGCCAUUUGCCUGGAACCGCUGUUUCGUAUGUCAGUGAGGCGUGUUGCACCAGGGAACGGCGAAAACUUGCCGAACUCUGCCCCGUACCGUUCCAACCUCUCCGCCGCUGACCGCGAGGCACCAGCACCGCCGUCCCAGGCGCCUCCCUCCCACCCGCCCAUCCCUUCCUUGCCGCUCUCUGUGGCCCCUCCCGAUGCUGCCGCAUCUUCCGACGCAACCCAGCCACCAGCACGCGACAUUGUGGCCGAGGCCGCAAUGGAUGUGAAAACAGUGCGGGAGGUGUACUGCGGCCAUCGCUUUCACGAGCCGUGUAUUCUACGCUGGAUCACGCUGGGACACUACUUAUGUCCGCUCUGUCGAUCUCCCUUCGUGUUUGAAUGA
Messenger RNA from Leishmania braziliensis MHOM/BR/75/M2904, 837 nucleotides. RefSeq lists its product as hypothetical. The transcript has a single exon. The record is from RefSeq and is a predicted model, not a curated record. Bases 1 to 837 code for a protein of 278 amino acids. NCBI's taxonomy places the organism in Eukaryota, Euglenozoa, Kinetoplastea, Trypanosomatida, Trypanosomatidae. Gene Ontology annotation, molecular function: ubiquitin protein ligase activity. Gene Ontology annotation, biological process: protein ubiquitination.